UUUUGCUUUAUGAAGCGGUCGCACCAGCUCUUCGUCGCAUCGACCCUCGUCCUCGGCCUCUCGAUCGCCUACACCUCGUACACGUCGUCGAUGAAGCUCAGUGUCCUCCAAGCACGCAACGCCGGCGCCGCCUUUCCCGGGCUCCAGGCCAUGGUGGUUGGCGGCACGUCAGGCAUUGGCGAAGCGAUCGCUCGGCGCCUCGCGCAAGCCCAGUUUGACGUGGUCAUUGUCGGCCGCAACGCGGCGCGCGGCCAGGCGAUCGUCGAGGCCAUGCAAGCGUCGCACCCGACUGGCACGUACGCGUUCGUGCCGUUGGACGCGCAGUAUCUUCAGAACAUCCAUGGACUCUCGUCGCAGUUUCCGCGCCUCGACCGCCUCGUGCUCACGCAGGGUAUCGCGACGAUCCAAGGCCGCACCGAGACGAGCGAGGGCCUCGACCAGAAGCUGGCGCUGCACUACUACAGCCGCAUGGCGUUCGUCCAGGAGUUUUUGCCCGUGCUUCGCGCCUCGGGCCAUGCGCCGCGCGUCCUCUCGGUCCUCAGCGGCGGCGUGCACAAGCCGUACGCCAAGCUUUUCGACGACGUCGAGCUCAAAGAGAACUACUCGCUCCAGAACGCCGCCGACGCCGCCGGCUACUACAACGACCUCAUGCUCGACGCGUUUGCAGACGACGCCGCCAACAGCAACAUUGCCUUUGGCCACGCCGCGCCGGGCUUUGUCGCGACCAACUGGGGCACCGAGAUGCCGUGGGCAAUCCGCAUGGUGCUCAAGCCGCUGAAAACGUUUGCUAAGUCGUCGUCCGACUGCGGCGAGUACAUGUCGGACUUUUUGAUUUCGGAACAUGGACCCACGACCGGCUUCCACGUACUCGAUCAGUACGGAGAGGCGGGGAGCGUGACGAGCGCACACACGCCGGCGGCCAAGGCAUUCUUGAAGGACCACACGCUCGCGUUGCUCGAGCGCAUUUACGGGGCGUAAGGAGGUGUCGUCUUGACGAUAAUGAUGGAAACCUAUCUAUUUUCGA
Molecule: messenger RNA, 1024 nt
Organism: Saprolegnia parasitica CBS 223.65
Lineage: Eukaryota; Oomycota; Saprolegniomycetes; Saprolegniales; Saprolegniaceae
Exons: 1
Coding region: 10-978 (322 amino acids)
Source: RefSeq, a predicted model, not a curated record